Messenger RNA from Manis javanica (Malayan pangolin), 1352 nucleotides. The record is from RefSeq and is a predicted model, not a curated record. Lineage: Eukaryota; Metazoa; Chordata; Mammalia; Pholidota; Manidae.
AUCCUAACCUGAGGCUGGGUUGAGGCUGGGUUGCCAGGAGUUCCAGUCAUCAGCAAUAGAAAAGAAAGCACAGAGGAGGUGUGCUCACUCCUGUGAGGCUGGGCCCAGUAGUCCACAUCUUCUGCUUACUCUUGUUAACAGUCUCUCAUUACAUGGCCACCCCAAACUACAGGGGAGAUUGGGAAACCUGUUUGUGAGCCCAGGCAAAGGGGGAGGAUGAACUCUGCAGACAACCAGUGGUCUCCACCACAGUAUGAAUAGUUCUUUGGUUUUACUGGCAGUAGCCAAAUGUGGUCCUUGAUUUCCUUUCCAGGAGGUGUACUCAGUGUACAGAAUCCUGGCUGGGAUUUUGAACAUUGGAAACAUUGAGUUUGCAGCUAUCUCCUCUCAACAUCAAACUGAUAAAAGUGAGGUGCCCAGUGCUGAAGCUUUAGAAAAUGCUGCCUCUGUUCUCUGCAUCAGCCCUAAGGAGUUCCAGGAGGCCCUCAUCUCACACUGUGUGGUCACUCGGGGUGAGACCAUCAUCCGCGCCAACACUGUCGACAGGGCGGCAGAUGUCCGAGAUGCCAUGUCCAAAGCCCUGUAUGGGAGGCUCUUCAGCUGGAUUGUAAAUCACAUCAAUACACUCCUGCAGCCAGACAGAAACAUAUGUAGUGCAGGUGAUGGUAUGAAUGUGGGGAUCUUGGAUAUUUUUGGAUUCGAGAACUUCGAGAGAAAUUCGUUUGAGCAGCUCUGCAUAAACAUCGCCAAUGAGCAAAUCCAGUACUAUUUCAAUCAGCAUGUUUUUGCUCUAGAGCAGAUGGAAUAUCAGAAUGAGGGCAUCGACACUGCACCUGUCGAAUACAAGGACAAUCGGCCGCUCCUGGACAUGUUCCUCCAGAAACCCCUGGGACUACUUGCACUUUUGGAUGAGGAAAGUCGAUUCCCCCAAGCAAGUGAUCAGACCCUGGUUGAUAAAUUCGAGGAUAAUCUACGAUGCAAAUACUUGUGGAGACCCAAAGGAGAGGAGCUGUGCUUCGGAAUUCAGCACUCGGCGGGACAGGUAUUAUAUGAUGCUUCUGGGGUUCUUGAGAAAAACAGAGAUACUCUCCCUGCUGAUGUGGUUGUAGUCCUGAGAACAUCAGAGAACAAGCUUCUUCAGCAGCUCUUCUCAAUCCCUUUGACCAAAACAGGUACUUGGAAACCCACAGACAGCCCUGGGUCUGAUGCUUCUACAGCCCUGCUGGGGUUUUCCAGUUGGUAUUUUCUAAAUACUGCCAGGGCUGCACUACUAAUAUUUUGAACUUUAAGAAGGAUAAAGGUCUAUCCAACUAAGUCCAAGAGAAGGAAAGUGGUUGUUUAUUUUGCAAUUU